AUGGCUGGAGGAAAUUCAACCCUCCCCAUCUGUUUCUUCAAGUUUAUUCUUCAAACCAGUCUUCAAACUAUUAAAAUGCCAAAUAAGUUUACAAGGAGUCUUGGAGCUGGUAUAUCAAAUCCAGUGAUGAUCAAGCCUCCUGAUGGCAGUGCAUGGAAAGUGUUUUGGAGAAACAUCAAUGAGGGAACAUCAGAGUUAGAUGUAGUAAUACUUGGCCAGAAUGCACUUGAAAUUGACUAUGAUUCUAAGUGCGACACUGUUGAUAUUUUGAAUGUUGAUGAUAGUGAUGAUGAAUCAGAUGAGAUUUUGAAUGAAUGGCUUAAUAGGAAGAAGGUUAUACAGAAGUUGCCAUUAGUUUCUACUAGAGCACAUAAAAAAGUUAGAGGUGAGAUUGAGAAGAAUAGUGAAAGAACUUCAUCAUUGAAUAGGCCAAUUGGAGCUAGAGCUCGGGAAGUAGCUGCAAACUUUAUCUCAAGCAAUCCUUUUCUCACAAUUGUGAUCAAGCCUUCUAAUCUGGUAGAAAAACGGCUGGGUGUAUCGAAUUUAAACGGGGUUAUUGAGAACACGAAGAAGAAUGUGAAACUGCAGAUUGGUAGUAGAUCAUGGAAUGUGAAACUGCUCCGGUGCUGUUACAAACAUAAAACUGAGCGUCGCAUUUCGGGUGGUUGGUCGUCUUUUGCAAGGGAAAGUGGAUUGCAACCAGGAGAUAUUUGCAUCUUCGAACUGAUAAACAAGGAAGAUAUAGUUUUUAAAGUUCAUGUUUUCCAAAAGGAUUCUUAA
This is a messenger RNA of Vicia faba (fava bean), 780 nucleotides long. NCBI's taxonomy places the organism in Eukaryota, Viridiplantae, Streptophyta, Magnoliopsida, Fabales, Fabaceae. The record is from the annotation of a GenBank genome assembly.